AUGAACGGGAUUCAGCUUGCGGUGCUGGGUUUGAAUGAGACCUGGCAGGGCCUAGGCGGUCGUGUGAGAUACUAUCGAGAGUACCUAAGGACACUGCCAAAAGACCGAAUUGUGAUUGUAACAGAUGCUGAUGACGUCUUGCUGCUGCCAAACAGGCAGCUAUGCGGACCAGAUUUGCUAAUAAAAGCGUUUCUGUCUCUUAACGCUCCUAUCGUCUUCGGAGCUGAGAUGUUCGCCUAUCCAACGGGUGACGUCAUCCCCUUCUACCCUCAGAAGCUGAGAUCUCCCUUUCCAAAUCGGCACGUCAACGCAGGGUCAUAUGUUGGGUACGCGUGGGCUCUCGGCGAAAUGAUGGAUGCGACGUAUACGACUGACUGUAUGGAGGAUCAGCGGCAAUUUGUGGCUGCGUAUUUGGCCCAGCCGUUCCUAUUCAACUCCCUCCCACGGACGCCGUACCCAGACCCAGUAACAGACAGCCAGGGAGGUAGCAAGCCAACCAACAAAGACUUGGUUACUAAAUAUGAUUCUUCUUUAACCCCAUCUGCUGCUCCUGCACCAGGCAUGCUGCGAUAUUUCUGCUCUCUUCCUGGACCGGUGCAGGCCCUGAUUCCUCAAAACGUCACCCCAGCAGUAUUAGAAGAAGCCAGGCAGGCAGCGCCGCCGCCGUUUAUCAAGCUGGACCACUACAAUGCUCUGAUAGAGCUGCUGGGCGGGCGGAGGUCGGAACAAUAUGAGGUGCAAGGGACUGGUGUGGAGAUCAAGGUGUAUUCGAAGGUGACCAAGGCGUACCCAUGCGUUUUCCACCAGUCGGGGGAUAAGACGGCGAGCGGGGUGGUGUAUGAGAUAGUGGGGAAUGGGACCCUGGAUGCUAUCGCAUUUGAAGGGAUGGAUUUACAGUAG
Messenger RNA from Closterium sp. Yama58-4, 900 nucleotides. The record is from the annotation of a GenBank genome assembly. NCBI's taxonomy places the organism in Eukaryota, Viridiplantae, Streptophyta, Zygnematophyceae, Desmidiales, Closteriaceae.